Molecule: messenger RNA, 354 nt
Organism: Haemonchus placei
Lineage: Eukaryota; Metazoa; Nematoda; Chromadorea; Rhabditida; Trichostrongylidae
Source: the annotation of a GenBank genome assembly
AUGGAGACCGAAAUGCUGCGCUGGACAGCCGGAGUAACACGCUUAGACCGUAUAAGUAAUGACGCCGUCAGGCAGCGAUUCGGUGUAGCGUCCAUUGUCGAUAAAAUGCGCGAAGCUCGUCUACGAUGGUAUGGUCAUACUCUUCGCGCAAAGAUCGACAGUGUCCGUAAGAUCGGUCUCCGCCUUGACGUGUCCGGAAAGCGGCCUAGAGGACGUCCAAAGCAGCGGUGGCUCGAUACGUUGCACGAAGAUCUUAAAGCGGUUAACAUCCACCCCGAUCAAGCGAUCAAUCGGGUGAAGUGGCGUCAACAUAUCGGAAAACCGGACCCCGCCUACAAGCGGGACAAACGCUAA